Molecule: messenger RNA, 605 nt
Organism: Thelazia callipaeda (thelaziosis nematode)
Lineage: Eukaryota; Metazoa; Nematoda; Chromadorea; Rhabditida; Thelaziidae
Source: the annotation of a GenBank genome assembly
AUGUUGCUCGUAAUAUGCGCUUAUCAAAGAGUGACUGGUACACCGACAAAUGAGACUUUAAUUCCAACUGAAGAUGAAAUUCAUGAGUCUGGAAAUCAGAUCGAUUAUUUAACUCGGUUAGCGACGAUGAUGGGACCAUUCGAAAAGUCAUUUAUGGACUGUAUUAGAGGAACGAAUGUCACGAAUGAGGCUUUGUUGAAUUACAGAAGGCUGAACACAUUUUUCCAUAAAGAAGCAACUGAUGUUUUGAAAGAACGAUUUCAAAUUGUUCGCUUUCGUAACGGUGAAUUUGAAUCGAUCAAUCAACGAAACGUUUACUUUAAAUAUAUACAUUCGCUAGUCACUUCAGAUGUCACAGAAUUUAGAGGCAAAGAUUUUCUCAAAGGAAUCUAUCUACACAACACGACAAAAUUAAAAACUCAGUGGACACCGCAAAUGGCCAUUGUUGUUGGAGUAAAUAAUUUAAGAUUAACGGAUAGAGAUUCAUCUCAUUGUAGGAUCUUUAAUAUAAUGGACCAUUUUACCUUACGUGAAUAUAUUGAAUUUGGAAACAAUGGUAUGAAUUUUUGUUUGUAUGAAAAUUAUUUCUCACACCUAUUAUAAGU